Messenger RNA from Arachis ipaensis, 1388 nucleotides. NCBI's taxonomy places the organism in Eukaryota, Viridiplantae, Streptophyta, Magnoliopsida, Fabales, Fabaceae. The record is from RefSeq and is a predicted model, not a curated record.
GUAUACUGAAUACUUUUGUUCAUGUAUAUUUGAAUUAAUUAAUCAGGCGUGUGUCAAUUUUUCAUGGUUUAAAGUUCCUAUAAGAACUAUGCUUGAUGUUUGCUCUGACGUCUACCAUUUUUAUCUUUAAAAUAUUUUACUUAUAAUUUUUGCUACCGUUCAUGCUUCAUCUCCAGUAAGGCAUGGGGAAGCAAGGAGGAGGAACUAAAAACCCGGCUUGUCAGCCUCACAAUCCUGUAUCACUCAGGGAAGAAGCCACAGGAAAAAUACAUAAAAAGCCAAGAGCCACCACCAGGUCAUUAGUGGAGGUUGAGCACUUGGAAAAGAUUGCAGUUUGGGCCUCUCAUGAGGCUCAGAUACCGUCUUUAGGAGCCUUCUAUGGGCAGCGUUUGGCCACUGUUGCCGAGGCCAAUGGAAUAACGCCUGAUUCUUCUUUGAUAACUUGCCAUAGAUGUGAAACUGUUCUUCAUCCUGGCAUCAAUUCAACUGUGAGAAUUGAGAAGAAUAGAUCAAAGCACAGGGGCAAGCAUAAACACAGUCAAAACAAUGUAGUAUACAAGUGCCAUUUCUGUUUGCAUCAGAAUGUGAAGAGGGGGACUCCUAAGGGACAUAUGAAAGGACUAUGUCCAUCUAAAACCAAAACGUCAUCGGUAUCAACACCAGCAACAAAACCCAUUACACAUGAGUCUUCAAAAUCGGGGAAAGGCAUUAUAGGUGAAGACAACACCAAAGAAGCAGAUGCAUCUGCUUCAUCAGUUACAGAUAAAGAUGUCUCCGUUGUAGAUAGUCCAGCCACCCCAUCAAGUGUAAGUGCCACAACCUCAAAGAAAAGAAAGUCUAAGAAGACACUUGAAGCUUCAAGUGCAUCUGUUAAAUCAGAAGCAUCGAAAACUCAGGGCACAGCAAGCAAAAAACGGAAAAGAUCAUGGACUAGCUUAAAGAAACUUGUGCAGAGCAAUGACCACGACAACAGUGAUGAUGCUAAUUUGAAAAUCCCAUUCCUUUUAUAAGUAGGGAAGUUAUAAAUUUUGUUAUCAAGUUGGUUCUCUUGCUUGGAGGUCAUUAUUUCCUCUGCUAGAGUUGCACUUUCUAAUUGUUUUCUAUGGAGAAAUUUUAUUUUCUAUGGAUAUUAAUAGAUCUGCCAAUAGAUCUUUUUUUAUUUUCCUUUUUUUUUUCUUCUCCGGCAGUGUACUUUGCCCGAGUGAGGAGCAAUAGUUUGAUAAUAGCUAUGAUAUUUUUGUAUCUUGAAGGUGAUUCUGAGUUCAAGCCCGAGUGAGGAGCAAUAGUUUAAUAAUAGCUAUGAUAUUUUUGUAUCUUGAAGGUGAUUCUGAGUUCAAAAUAGACGGGAAAUUGGGGAAUAAAAUGGGAUGGCUAGGUUGUUGUUUUAA